Molecule: messenger RNA, 945 nt
Organism: Engraulis encrasicolus (European anchovy)
Lineage: Eukaryota; Metazoa; Chordata; Actinopteri; Clupeiformes; Engraulidae
Gene: gjb1a
Product: gap junction protein beta 1a
Exons: 2
Coding region: 92-850 (252 amino acids)
Biological process (GO): cell-cell signaling
Cellular component (GO): connexin complex
Molecular function (GO): gap junction channel activity
Source: RefSeq, a predicted model, not a curated record
UGUCUUGUCCUUGUGUGUGCCUGGGGGGGUCUAGUCCAAUGCCUAUCCAUCAGCGGCGGGGCCACGUCACCCUCCGCUUGGGCCCUCGCCCAUGCCUCUAACACCACCUGAGCCUGACCUGGAACCAAAAAUGAACUGGGCGUCCUUUUAUGCCGUGAUCAGCGGCGUAAACAGGCACUCGACGGGCAUCGGCCGCAUCUGGCUCUCCGUGCUCUUCAUCUUCCGGCUGCUGGUGCUGGUGGUGGCGGCCGAGAGCGUGUGGGGCGACGAGAAGGCCCACUUCACCUGCAACACGCAACAGCCCGGCUGCAACAGCGUCUGCUACGACCACUUCUUCCCCGUCUCCCACAUCCGCCUAUGGGCCCUGCAGCUCAUCCUGGUCUCCACGCCGGCCCUCCUGGUGGCCAUGCACAUCGCCCACCGCCGCCACGUCGACAAGCGCCUCUACCGCCAGUCGGGCCGCUCCAGUCCCAAAGACCUGGAGGCCAUCAAGACCAGGAAGAUGAAGAUCACCGGCGCCCUCUGGUGGACGUACAUCAUCAGCCUUGUGUUCCGCGUGCUGUUCGAGUCGGCCUUCAUGUACCUCUUCUACAAGCUCUACCCGGGCUACAAGAUGUUCCGCCUGGUCAAGUGUGACUCGUACCCGUGCCCCAACACCGUGGACUGCUUCGUCUCCAGGCCGACGGAGAAGACGGUGUUCACCGUGUUCAUGCUGGCCGUGUCCGGCAUCUGCAUCCUGCUCAACAUCGCCGAGGCGGUGUACCUGGUGCUCAAGGCCUGCAACAACACGCUCAACUCCAAAGACUCGCCCAUAGGCGCCUGGAUCACACAGAAACUGUGCUCCUUUUAACGUUGGGCUUUUACUGCUUUCAGACUUUUGCUUCAGACUUUCAUGCUUGCUUUUGUCACUAAAAGGGAUUAAGUGCAUUACAUCAACACGGAGUA